CUUCCGGCUAUUCCUGCUGGACUAGUUCCUCUCUUGUCUCCUCCCCGCACCAAUCCUUUUGCUUUGGGCUCACCAUAGCAACGGCCUUUAGCGUUCCGGAAGUGGGGCUCGGAGGGGCUCCCUUUUGAGGGCUGAAUUGGCAAACUGCGGAGGUAGUGCAGCGAGCAACUAUGGAGCGGGUUUUGCCCCGCGAGGUGAAGGGCGCUACGCCGUUUGUAGUGGCAUUGAGGGCCAGGCCUCCUAAAGAUCAACAAGCUGAGAAACAUCUCCGUAAACUUAGACAUGAUACAUAUAAGAAAGAAGCCAUUGAAAAUGCCAUGAAAGAGAAUGAAAAGUUUCACUUGGGUAUAGAGUGGGAUAUGCACAUUGACCGAAUUUCUAUGAACAAAAAUGUGCAGCGACAAGUGGAAGAUGCUAUGCAAGGAGUUUUGCUAAAUACUGAAGAAAGAAGAAACAGGCUUCGGGAACUCCUAGAAGCGGAAGAAAAUCAAUAUUUAGCUGAAAUUCAAAUGAAGGAAAAUUCAAUAAAGAUUAGACAAGACGAGAUGAGAAGGAAAGUUGGAGUAUUAAAGGAAGCAAGAGAAAAGGAUAGACAAGAUUUCGUUGCUAAAAAACGAGACCAACAAUUCAGGGCACAAUGUGAUGAGCUCCGUCUCCUCUUGUUCCAAAUCCAUGCGAAGAGGGUGAAUGAAGAGCGGGAAGUCCAGGUAGCAUUUAAUGAAGAACUGAGAAGACAAAAAAUGCUUGAAGAAAAACUGUUUGCUGAUCUUUGGGAACAUGACAGAUUAGCAAAGGAAAAAAGAGCAGCUGAUGAAGCCUCUGAAAAAGCAAAGAGAGAUGAGCAAACACUUUUGUGUCUUAAUGCCCAGAUGGCUAGUAUUAUGGCUCAAAAUCAAGAGGCCAAGCGUGUAAAGGAAGAAGAAGCUCUAAUAUUGGAAGAGAAUAUAGCUCAGCUGAAACUAGAGAGAGAGAGAGAGAGGCUGGAGAUGAAGCAGAGGAUGCGGCAGAUGAGGGACAUACUGCAGCAGGCCCUCCAAGACAGGAAUGAACGUCUGGCUCAGGAAAGAGCCGAGGAACUCUACUUGGACAACAAGUUUUUAGAAGUUGCUCGUCAAGAAACUCAAGAUGAGACUGAAGAACUGAGGCAAAAGAAAGAAGACUUGGAGAGGGAAGGAAAACUUUAUCAGGCCUAUCUGAAUCAGUACCGGGAACUUAAGGAACUUGAUGAAGAAAGGACAGACAAAAUCAUAGCAGCAGAGGCCGAAAAGAUAAUAGCCAAGCAGGACCUGCAGGUGAAGCUCGAAAAGGACGCAAGAAAACGACUAAUGGAUGAUGUCUUGGCUACCAGACGACUGCAAGUUAUAGAAAAAAUGGAAAGAGAGGAAAAAGAAAAAUGUCUUGAUGAGGAAUUAAUAAUGAAAGGUUUUGAAGAACUUAACUGUGAAGAUGCAGAAAAUUAUGCAAGAAAAUUCGGAGAAACCCUGGAAUAUAGGGAGAAUCUGCAAGCUCAAAUUGAACAUCAGCAACAAUUGCGAGAGGCAGAAAAAGAAGCAGAAAGGAAAGAAUAUGAAGCAGGGUUGGAGGCAAGGAAAGAAUUUGGUGAAAAAAUUCAAGAAGCACUUGCAAAGUAUGAAGCAGACCAAGAACGCCUCCAUCCUUUUCGAAGAACUAGUUCAAAAGAAAAUAGAUUUCCAUGCUAGUAUGUUUAGUAUCAAUUAAGAUACAAAUUAACACAUCUAAUGCUCAAAAAUAAUUUAUUUUCAAAUGCUUACUAACUCAUUAAUAAACUAUUCUUUCUUCCUGAGUUUGUAUAA
Sarcophilus harrisii (Tasmanian devil) is the source of this 1814-nucleotide messenger RNA. RefSeq names its product cilia and flagella associated protein 53 (gene CFAP53). The record is from RefSeq and is a predicted model, not a curated record. The transcript is spliced from 8 exons. Bases 171 to 1700 code for a protein of 509 amino acids. Lineage: Eukaryota; Metazoa; Chordata; Mammalia; Dasyuromorphia; Dasyuridae.